Messenger RNA from Dunckerocampus dactyliophorus (ringed pipefish), 8933 nucleotides. It is a transcript of the gene qtman, whose product is annotated as glycosyltransferase-like domain containing 1. Bases 118 to 1251 code for a protein of 377 amino acids. NCBI's taxonomy places the organism in Eukaryota, Metazoa, Chordata, Actinopteri, Syngnathiformes, Syngnathidae. The transcript is spliced from 11 exons. Gene Ontology annotation, molecular function: glycosyltransferase activity. The record is from RefSeq and is a predicted model, not a curated record.
CAUUGCUUUCCUCCACUGUCCACGAGGUCACAGUUUUCACUAUUUGCUUUGUCUCCUUACUCGUGACAAAACUACCACGUGAUGAGGUAUCGCGGGACGUGACGUCACGCCAGCCCCAUGCAGUCACAGGCCGCCUCCCCUCCCAGCGUCCUGCUGUUGGAACCGUUCUACGGAGGUUCUCACAAGCAGCUGACGGACCUGCUGAGCUCACAACUGGACUCGUGUUCCGUCUUCACGCUGCCUGCCAAGAAGUGGCACUGGAGGGCCAGAACCUCAGCGCUCUACUUCAGCCAGAACAUCCCCCCCAGCCCUGCCUACAGAGUUCUAUUCUGCAGUUCAGUUCUGAACCUGUGUGAGCUUGCGGCUCUUCGACCUGACCUGGCCGGUCUCAAAAAGGUUCUGUACUUCCACGAGAACCAGCUGGUUUAUCCGGUCCGCAAAGACCAGGACCGGGACUUCCAAUAUGGAUACAACCAGAUUCUGUCAUGCCUGGUGGCGGAUGUGGUGGUCUUUAACUCCGCCUUCAACAUGGACUCCUUCCUGUCCACCAUCCCAUCCUUCCUGAAGAAGAUCCCGGACCACCGGCCCAAAGACGUGGCGCGGCUGAUUCGGCCCAAAUGUCAGGUGCUUCACUUCCCGCUCCACUUGGCCGACGUCAGCGGGCUGCUGCCCAAACAUAAACGCCUCCGUAGCCCCGCCCACCUGUGUCACACGGACGGCAUCAUCACGCCACAAACAGCAAGACCUUCACAUCAAUCCAGUCUAGACAGCCAAGAAGAUUCUCCUGUGAGACCGCUGCACAUCGUUUGGCCUCACAGGUGGGAACAUGACAAGAAUCCUGAGCUGUUCUUCAGCACCAUGUUGAAGCUGAAAGAUGAAGGUCUCCACUUCUUGCUGUCUGUGCUUGGAGAAACCUUCAGCGAUGUACCAGAAAUCUUUGCCCAGUCCAGACCUCUGCUGGACCCGCACAUCGUCCACUGGGGCUUCUUGUCCUCCAAAGACGAAUAUGUCAGCGUCCUGUGUGAGGCCGACGUGGUCGUCUCCACCGCCGCCCACGAGUUCUUUGGAGUCGCCAUGUUGGAGGCAGUCCACUGCGGAUGUUACCCUCUGUGUCCCAACGCUUUAGUCUAUCCUGAAAUAUUCCCAGAAGAGUACCUGUACACCACGCCUCAGCAGCUACACAGGAAGCUGCGCGCCUUCUGCACGAGGCCCCAAGUGGCCCGCUCGCAUGUGGUCAAGGCAAACCUUUGACUGGUAGUGUACUGCAUACUAUACUGUAUGUACAGUACAUAUAUAUAUAUAUACCGUACAUGCACAUAUACUUUGAACAGCAAAAGUUGGACCCACAUGUGAGUUUCAUGUGCAACGUAGCCAUGUGGAGAAUGACUGUAAUGACAUAAAAGUCAAACCCACAGCACACUCGCUGAGAACACUAUCCUGUUUAGUUGUGUUCACAAAAUAAGGGUUUCAUAAAAAAUUGUUUCCACCAAAAUUGAGGCAGCAAAGUGUACUACUUUUCAAAUGUAUACACCUUUUGUGAAAGUGUACUCCUGUCAAAAAGAAACUUCAUGACCUUUAUAUUCAAGUUGAAUGCUUUGAUAUUGCCGUACUGCUUGAAAGUAACCCUGUAAGAAAUUCAUAUCAUUAAGUAAUUCAUGGAGACGUUCACACAUUUCAUGCAAAAAGAGCUCUGGUUAGCACCCUCACUGAAACCAUGCAAACCUAAAAGUAUCGUAAUCGAGAAUUGUUAGGAACCGGAAUCGAAAGGAGGAAUCUGAAUCGGAACCGGGAUCGUUCAAAUUCAAACGAUGCCCGACCUUAAUUGGAAGCACAAAUUAAGUGCUUUACGUACACUAUAAACCUUGCAAAGCUGCAGUACCUGCGUGGCUGUUCCCAGUGUCAGUGAGUGGCGUGUGGCUGUUUUCUAUCUGAGUUGAACAGCUGCUACCGUCUUAAUGUCCAACAGAAGCUGGAGUAAUUCUACACUUCAUCAAACUUACGUUAGAUUUGUCAGAUCAAAACAUGUAGAUGCAGGGGCGCUGCAAGGAAUUCUGGGCCCCAUGGGAAAAAAAUCACACUGGGGCCCCAAUGCAGCUGUGGUCACUACAUCCCUACAUCCCAGCUGACCCUGAAAAGCUAUUUUUAUACUACUUCAUGGUUCCAACAUUGCUCCCUCACUCCAGUCAUGCUGCACUUCAGCCAGUAAGGAACUGACACUUACAGUCAUGGAAAAAAUAAUUUGAGCACCCUUGUUUCUUCAGUUUCUUGUUCAUUUCAAUGCCUGAUACAACAAAGAUACCUUUGUUUGGACAAAUAUAACAACGGCAACAAAAAUAGCCUAUAAGAGUUCAUUUUUUUGGCAGUACAAUGCCAUAGCUAAUCAUGUAAAAACUUGCUAUUUUGGUUAUUAUCAAGAAAAGCAUGGAAGUUGCUCGAUAUCAUCUCUUAAAUGAAACUCUUAUGAGCUUUCGUUGUUGUAUUUGUCCAAACAAACAUAUCUUUAGUCAUACCAGGCAUUCAAAUGGAUCAAUCAACUGAAAAAACAAGGGCGCUGUCAUCAUUGUUUCCAUGACUCUAUGUUCAUUUUUUGAAGCGGCUGACUGGUGUAGUGGUUAACAAUGUUGGCACGCGGCACAGCGCACUGUGGUUUGAGUCCUAGUCCAAAUGGCAACUUUUGACAAUAUACCCAUCCAUUUUCUAUGCCGCUUAUCCUCACUGGGGUCGCGGUAUGCUGGAGCCUAUCCCAGCUGACGUCGGGCGAGAGGCGGGGUACACCCUGGAAGAAUCGCCACCCAGAAUCGGCAAUUAAACUAGCAUGCAUGUUUUUGAAAAGAGAAAGAUAAUAAAUAUGAUUAUUAACAUUUUUUAACAAUAGCGGCCCUCACUUUGUCUGCCAAGAAAAAGUGUGGCUGGUCAGGUCCCCACUGAAGGUACCAAUUGUACCGCACAUCCCUGAUCAGUACACAUCAACAUAAAUGAUUAGUGCUAGCACAUAUUAUUUCAACUUUUAUUAUUUGGAUUUCUUUCUUGCAUUUUGUGGAAAGAAGUUAAAAGUGCGUGCAAAGUUGUAAAAUAUUGCAAAAUGCACCUGUUUUGGGGCUCACUUAAACGUAUGUCAGUGUAUCGUAUCGUGACACCCCUAAAAUACACCCUUAGCUUCUUGCUAGCCAGUUAGCCGAGUGCGGACGUAAACGUCACUAAGGCACGGAAACACACUUUGUGUCGUCAGGUGGACACGUGGGCUUUCUCGUGGGACGUCCUCAAGGGGCGUUUCCAAAGUCUGUUGACCCCAUGACCUCGUCUUCCACGUCGUCGACGUUCACGUGGACACUGGAUCUUUGUUUUCCAGAUGGAACAUCUUUCUGUUUUUUUCUGCUGCUAAUAAACGUGAUUGGUUGAGAUCUUCAUAGUCCACUUUUAUUUGGAUCACUCGCAUUUUGGAAUACUUGAAGUAAAUAUACACUUCAAGUACACUGUGUACCGUGUACUUCCAGUUGGGUUUAAAAUAAGAAGCAGUGUGACUGUGACGUUAUCAUCACAACUUGCCCACAAGUGUUCUGGAGUUGUUGGAUUGUGUACUUGCUGACUUAAGAUUCACUUGCGUUUCCGGGUCAUGUGAUUGUUGUUAGCAACUGUUGCGAAGUGGUUGUUGCUUGUUGUUCAGUGGAGAGUCAACACUUUAUAGGACUUAUCCUCCCCUCUUGUCUCCUUCUCAAUCACAUCUUCUUUGGUGACCCUCCAUGUGAGUAAUAUGUCCCCCCACCACAAUGACAACAGCGCGGCCAUACGGGUGAAACGACGACACGUGUGCCUUCAUGCAGUUCCGCCACCCGGCGCUACUGCGCAUGCGUAUACGUGGAAGCAUGUGAGAAAUGGAGCAUUUCUUCUUGGUUUUAGACGAGUAUUCGUUACGGAUAAUGCGUUUUUGCCGAGUACGAGCAUGAAACGAGUACAGGAAAAUCCUCAUUGGAUAACUACUUCUGUAUUCACUUUUCACGCUCUGUGAUUGGCUGGUCGCACACAGUGACCGCCCCUCCCGAGACAGACUCCUACAGCCAGAGAGAGGAGUACAUGGUGCAUUUGGCAACACAGAGUUGAAAAGAGCUCGUGUCGUGUUGGUCACUGCCUCCACUCCGGGCGGGUUUUUUUUUUUUUUAAUGUUUUCCUCAGCCCAGCUCGUAUCUGAAGUGACUUGGUAAACUUCUUUCGUUACGUACACGGUGCAUUUGACAAGACAGAGCUGUAAACGGCUGGUGUUGCGUCGGUCACUGCCGGUGCUUUGUUUGUUUUUUUUCUUCCGCUUGCUUCUAAUUUGGCUGCUGAUAUAAAGUCAGUUGGAAAACUGAAGAAAGAAAUAAAACUACAAGGUCAGACAAAAUGAUCUGACACAUUUGACACAUCUGACCUGAACCAUGUUGUAGACACUAUGCUUUCUUUACACUGUUCUCUUUACUUGUCUUGCUGCUGUAACAAGUAAAUUUCCCCGCUGUGGGAUAAAUAAAGUACAUACAAUACAAUACAAUUUGUAGGUUCAAUAAAAGGCAAAUAAAGAAACAAGAAAGUGUUUUUAUUUUGGAAAAGUACAUAUAAUGCCAUUGUGUUUCAUUAUGUUUUAAAAAUGAAAUCAGUCAAAUGGGAUCCAUUAUUGUCCACACACUCAGUGCAGAUCCAGUAGCUCUGAAGUUGGUAACCCAUAACCAGAUGAUGUUUGGAGCUGCUACGGGAUCAUGGCUACCAAGAUUGAAGUGCAAACGGAACGCUCGUUGUGUUGCAGUUACAGAUUCCUUUGUGUUGAUAAACGUUUCCACAAUGAAAGCGCGAUGCUCACCAGUCCAAUUCAUGGCAGCAACUGAAAAAGAAACGAAAAACAAUGGCAUUAGAAAGAAACAAAGCAAAAUGGCAUAUGUACUUUUCGAAAAUAAAAACACUUUUUUGUUUCUUUACUUUAUUUGCCUUUUAUUGAACCUACAAAUGUGUCAGAUCAUUUUGCCUGAUCCUGUACAGUGAACAAGGCUGACAGAUUAUUUCCCUGUUUGCCAUCACUGGAUGUUUGCAUGAAUCACCAACUUCACACAGAUCAUUAAAAAGUCUUACAGAUGACUUAUACACAUACACCAGGGGUGUCCAAAGCGCGGCCCGGGGGCCAUUUGCGGCCCGCGACUGUGAUUUUAUCGGCCUGCAGCACAGUCUAAAAAUUUAAUUGAACGACGGAAAAAAAAAAAAAACAGCAGCAAAAAUGGGAAAACCAAAUAAAAGUCAAAAUAUUAAGAAAAGACUUGUAAUCUAGCAAGGAAAAAAAGCCAUCAUUUCACAAGAAUAACAGAAUGAAGUUGAAAUAUGAAAUAUACAAGAAGAAAGUUGAAAUAUUUGGAAAAUUAUACAAAAAAAACAACAGCAGAAAUUUUACCAGACUUAAGUCAAACUAUUAAGAGACAAAAAAGUUUUCUAAUGAGAAGAAAGUUGCAAUUUUAUGAAUAAACUAAAAAUAUCAUUUUAGUAACAAUGUUGAAAUAAAGAAAAAAUACAUUCCAUAUUUGUUUUAAAAGAUAAGAGUUAUAUUUACAAGUGGAAAGUUGAAAUGAAAUAGUUGGAAAAUAAAAAAACACAAGAAAUGGGGAAAAAACAGCUGCAAUUUUACGGGAAUAAAGUCAAAAUAUAAAGAAAAAAAAGUCAUAAUCGAAUGAAGAACAAAGGUCGCAAUUUUACAAGAAUAACCUCGGAAAAAAAUGUCAUUUUUAGCAGCAUUUCACCCGUGUUCCAAAGGCAAAAUGCUGCUUUUUCUUGAGCUACAUAUACUCUAGCUUCUUAGCACAUCUCCAUGAAACUAAAUACUACUAAAUAUCAAAGUGGUCCUUGCAUCCUUUCAUUUUUCACUUUGUGGCCCUCGCUGGAAAAAGUUUGGACACCCCUGACAUACACAGUACACAUAGCUGAAGUAGCUGAAGAAUUAACAAUAAAUACAAACAACUUCUCAUCAAUCCAUGUCAAUGUCACACUUCAAAUAAUGUACUGAUUUAAGCCCCACCCUUGUCCGUUGUAUGCCCCGCCCACUCAAAGUACAGGUGCAGAUACAGAUCAUUUAGAUGGGUGAAGAGAUGCAGGUGCACUCGCUCAUCUCUAGUAGGAUCGUAGGUCCACCGCUAAAUUGAGCGCGUUGCCUUUGGGCUCAGCUCCCUCUUCACCACAACGGGCCGAUGCAGAGUCGGCAUCACUGCAGACGCCGCACCAAUCCACCCGUCCAUCCCGCGUUCCAUCCUUCCCUCACUCGUGAACGAGACCCCGAGGUACAUCAACUCCUCCACUUGGGGCAGGAUCUCAUCCCCGACCCGGAAAUGGCACUCCACCCUUCUCCCAGUGACAAUCAUGGACUCGGACUUGGAGGUGCUGAUUCUCAUCUCGGCUGCGAACCGAUCCGGUGAGAGUUGAAGGUCACGGCUCGAUGAAGCCAGCAGGACCACAUCAUAUGCAAAAAGCAGAGACAAGUAGCGGCUUGUACGCUGCAAGUGAAGGUACUUCCACACAGCUGACAUGGCUUUUCCGUACUUUCCGGCUCGCUGCAAAAACAAAGCAAAGAGGGUGCUGAGCCUCCCAUCUCCCAUCAAUAAAAAAGCAGACAUUGUCCCGAUCCUUUAGGACACAUAACUUUACUUUGUAGUGCGUUCACAAGACAAAUUCAUGUUCUUGUGUCCUUUUUUAAAUUUUCUUUCCUCCACAGUCAAGAAACUACCAAAAGCAAUGGGGGAAAAUAUAUAUAUAUAUAUAUAUAUAUAUAUAUACAUAUACAUAUACAAAAAUACAAUUAAAAGCGCAUAUUUAAAAAUACAAAAAAAAACAAACAUGAAAAAACAAGAUGUAAAAAAACAUUUAAAAAAAGAUGUCACGGAAAGUUUAAAAAAUACCCUAAAAUUAUUAAAAAAUUUAAAAAAAAACACAUAAAAGGAUGUAAAUAUAUUUUUUAAGAUGCAAAAGAAUCAUUCAAAUAUAUAACACAGAAAAGGAUGUAAACAUGAUAAAAGAAGAUUGAUAGCGCGAGGGUGACUAGAUGUUAAAAGUUUGCUUUUGGAGGAUUUGAAUCUCAUCAAACAUUCCACUUGGCGCCUCAAAGCAGAUUAAAGCGGAAUUACGACCUCAUCACAAAUAAUCCCAGCAGCACGGACUCUCGAGUGCGCGGCGACUCGGACGUGCGACCCACGGGUCAAUCAACACGGAAGUCAAAAGGUGAAAUUAGCACAAAGCGAACCACAUGACAACUGUCGUGUUGCUGACUGACUGAACACACAAAAACACCUGAAGAUCUUUGCUCUGACCACGAUGGCCGCUGGUAUUCAUGCUAAUAAAUACAUAUUGUUAGCCGCAAUGGCUAACAUGCUCGUGUUAGCCAAAUUCAAGUGUAGACAAAAAACAGCACAGUGUUUGGAAGCAGAAUGGUUGUUCUUGUUCAACUUCAUCAGUGUUUCCAAAGACUGCAGGUAGCAACUAGCAGCUAACAGCAGUAGCUAACAAGCUAGUUACCCUUCGAACACUCCAACGUUUGUAUACUGACAAUAUUACACCAUGUACAUGCUGUCAUUUGGGUCACAUUUUACUAUGAGUUUGCAGAAAUGAAAUACCUUUUUAGUCAAUUUUUCCACAUAUUUUCAUGUUGUAAAAUUUGUUGUUUGGGCCGAUUUCUGUCAUGUGUUGCUAAAACCAUUGCUGUCACGAAGCUGCUCAUUUCUGCCUAACUUUUCAAUAAAGAUUGACGGAAGAAAAACAGCCGACUGAAGUCCGGAUUUUUCCACGCUGCUCUGGCUCCCUCUGCCGGUUAGUCUGGAAAGUACACGUCAGCCUCCAAAAAAAUACAGUACACGUAAAAAAAACAAGACUGAGCAGUAAGUAAAAAUACACAAGGUCAAACUUUUAGAAUACCUGUGGACAUUAAAAUGAAUUUGUAUGACGAGCAGCAGAGGAACGACAAAUUACCCGGAAAUGAGCGCAACACAACUUCACCUUUAUUUAUUCUCUCCAAUCUUUCAAACCAGCCAAAGAUACCGGACAAGACUUGAAAUAAAAAUAAAAGCUUCUUUCUUAAUUUUGCAAACUGCAAAUUGUAAAAAAUAUGUCUGCAAAAAUAAGCAGCUAACUCGAACCCCAAGUGUGCGCUGUACAACUUUGUCCCGAAGUGGCGUUCUACUCCACAGGAUUCCACCUCUAAAAUGUGUUAUUUUGAAAUUGAAAAGAAGAGAAAAAAAUACUCUGUUGAACAGUCAAUUUUAAAGAAUGACGGAAGUGGAACAUAUAUAUUUCAAAUAAAUAGGACAAAAUAACAACUACCUCUAAAUAAAUCAUCCAUAAAAUGCUGUUCUUAAUGCAGCCUGCAACUCAUGUCACAAGACCGGAAACAUUUUCUUACUUCAACAAGUACAAAUGAAUGCAAUCACAGAAAUGUCUGUACCCUCUUGGGUCUUCCUUGUGAUCAUAACGGACAAAGCCACGUCUUCUAGUCUGCUCUUUGCAAGUUCACUAUCUGCAGCUGCAAGAAAAUAUUCCUUUCUUUAUUGCACGAGCUUCUUCUCUGGAGUUCAGUAUCAUGAAUGUCCCUCGCAAAUAGAGGAAUGAAUGAAGCUGUGGGUGAUGCCUGCUGUUGCGUGGCGUCACUCGGGACACAGCGGGACCAAAUAAUGCCAGGACUGCUUCAUUGAUGCAGGAAGUGGUGGUGAUAAUGCAUACCCAUACAGGAACAAUGCACGUGAUGUGUACUAUUGUCAUGCACUAGACGUAAACGCUACCUGGCAAGGUGUCAAUAAGUCGUGCGGACGGGGGCGUGGUCAUUUUGCGCCAAUACGCACCAUUUGCGGUCAUGACUUGUGUGUAAUUUAGGCGUAAACAGAAUGCAAACUGUGCAAACUAGUCUUUAUGCUUUUCAGGCGUGCCAUAAAUACAGUGCGGAGGCU